Molecule: messenger RNA, 609 nt
Organism: Haemonchus placei
Lineage: Eukaryota; Metazoa; Nematoda; Chromadorea; Rhabditida; Trichostrongylidae
Source: the annotation of a GenBank genome assembly
UUGCUAAACGACAGUACAAAGAAUGUUGUUCAAACUCGUAUUCACCAUCUUCUUCGUCGUCUCUUCAUCUCGAGGGACUAUCACAGUAGGUGCGACGGAGGCUACGCCCACGAAGCCUGGGCUUUUGCACUAACAUAUGGCGUGGUCACUGGUGGAGGAUAUAAAGCAAAGGGAGUCUGCAGACCGUAUCCUUUCCAUCCGUGUGGCUUUCACCACGGACAGUUUUACUCUUGCCCACGAGACCAUGAGUAUGUAACGCCGGUGUGCAAGAAAUAUUGCCAAUAUGGAUAUGGAAAGCGUUACGAAAAGGACAAGAUUUUUGCAAGAACUGCACGCAUUCUUGAUACCGACGAAAAAGCGAUUCAAAAGGAAAUUAUGAUAAAUGGACCAGUUCAAGCCGCUUUUACCGUUUAUGAAGACUUCUCCUUCUACAAAAAAGGAAUAUAUGUGCACACUGGUGGCAAAGAAACUGGAGGACAUGCUGUGAAAAUCAUCGGAUGGGGAGUCGAAAAUGGCACGAAGUACUGGACUAUCGCAAACUCAUGGCAUGACGACUGGGGAGAAGACGGUAUCAUUUCCUACUGCACUGCUCUUGCUUUCAGGAAAUAA